This is a messenger RNA of Venustampulla echinocandica, 657 nucleotides long. RefSeq lists its product as uncharacterized. The coding region runs from base 1 to 657 and encodes 218 amino acids. The record is from RefSeq and is a predicted model, not a curated record. NCBI's taxonomy places the organism in Eukaryota, Fungi, Ascomycota, Leotiomycetes, Helotiales, Pleuroascaceae. The transcript has a single exon.
AUGUCUCUCAAGCCGAUCACUCUCUGGGGCCACGACAGCGGCCCCAACCCCUGGAAGGUGGCCAUCGUCCUCGAGGAGCUCAGCGUCCCUUAUACGCACAAGAUCAUCGAGUUCCCGGACAUGAAGAAGGAACCGUACGAGUCGAUCAACCCCAACGGCCGGGUGCCUGCAAUUGAGGACCCGAAUACGGGCAUCACGCUGUGGGAGUCGGGCGCCAUCGUCGAAUACCUGGUCGAAACCUACGACAAGCAACACAACAUCAGCUUCGCCCCCGGCUCGAACGAGUACUACGAAGCGAAGCAGUGGCUGCACUACCAGGUCUCCGGCCAGGGCCCGUACUUCGGGCAGGCCGUGUGGUUCACCCGCUACCACCCCGAGAAGCUCCCCAGCGCUGUCGACCGCUACGUCAAUGAGAUCCGUCGCGUCUCCGGCGUCCUCGACCGCGCCCUGCAGGGCAAGGAAUUCCUCGUUGGCGGCAAGUUCAGCUAUGCCGAUGCGGCGUUCGUGAAUUGGUAUGCCAUUGUGCCCCUUUUCGCUGGCAGGAUCAACCUCGAGACGGACUUCCCCCUCCUCAACGCCUGGUUGGAGCGCAUCAAGGCCCGUCCGGCCAUUGCAAAGAUCCUGCAGGACCGGGAUGCGGCUAUGAAGGCCAAGUAA